CUGUUCUGCAAAAUUGCUAAUUAGGGACAGAUUUUAACCUACAGAAAGUGCAAGAGUGUAGUCCAUAAGACGCCAUUUGAACAGUGACAUUCUGUCACACAUCUCUGUCCGCAUCCAAAUUGUUAUCAUGAGAAUGUCUCCACUUUUACAUUAUCUGCUGGUGUUCAUAUCAGUCCUGUCACUGAGCAGGGUGACUGAGGCACAGACAGCUCCGGUGAUAUUCUAUCCAUUCGGCUCAGUGGCAGGAGACGCUGUCAGUAUUGCCAUUGAGGAUGAAAACUCCACUCUUAUCAACCUGUGGAGUCCUUUUGUGUUCUUUGGCCACACAUACAACAGGACAUAUGUUAACAAUAAUGGACACCUUACAUUCAACCAGUCUUCAUCAGAGUUUGUUUCAAACUACUUUCCCAUCAAUGGAAGUGAAGACAUCAUCGCUCCCCUCUGGACCGACAUUGACGUCAGUAUGAAUGGCAUCAUCUCGUAUCAGCAGUACUCAAACGGGAGCAUUCUCACUCGUGCCACUCAGGAUAUAAACCAGCACUUCCCUGAUCUGAGCUUCACGGCUAAUUGGGUCCUGGUUGCAACUUGGGAUAGAGUUGCAUACUAUUAUCACUCUGGCACGGAAACGUCAUUUCAAGUGGUUUUAAUUUCGGGUGGUGAUUUGUCUUUUAUUCUCAUGAAUUAUGGUGACAUUGCUGUUGCGCAUAAUAUGGUGCAGGCUGGUUAUGACACAAUAAACUCCACGGCCUACUUUAAGGUCCCUGGGUCAAACAAUGGCAGCCUUAUUCAAAACCUCAAGAACUCCACUAAUGUCAAUGCUCCAGGCCGAUGGGCCUUCAGAGUGGACGGUGGACCAGAUCAAAACAUAAAAGAAAAUAUCAUAGGAGUCCAAAUGAAAGUUACUUCAUUUUCAGACCUAAGAGAGAGUGGAAACGUUGGGACCUUUUUAGAGAAAGUACAACAGGAGCUAACCAAGUACGGUCUGCCAAGCAGUCUCAAACUGAGCUUAAGAAGAGUCCAAAAGACACAUCCGUGAUAUUAACCAUUGUACAAGGAAAGAAAUUUUAAUAGACACCAGUUAAUUAAAUCCCUUGCAUCAAAUAUAUCCCUCCCAAUAAAAGAUAAAUUACAGGGAAGUAAGGAUAAUAACAAUCAAAAAUCAGAUCUAAAAUUAAAGUUAAAUAAUAGUCAUUGCUAUGAAAACCGGCGUCUGCUGAUCAGGAAUGUCACUCUACAGAAAGGCAAACGUUCAUUUGUUCACACACAAAUGAUAUGCGGAAGGAGUUUAACCUAUCUGCAAUAUGUGAAUAAUGGACAUAAACCUGUUCUUCCUCUAUGGCUCCAUUCACUUGAAAAUCAUAAUAUUUACUGUAAUGUGAACUUUUCUUGAUGAGAUAUUGGGGCAAGUAGGCUACUGUCUAUUCUGGCUAGCUGUCACAAUUUGAAUUUAUGGAGCUAUUACAUAUAGUAAAAUAUUUUGCUAUUUAGUUUUAGCUUUGCAUUUUCUCCUCAAAAAAGGUUGAUGCAUCAUUCUGAGGUGUGUGGUAACUAAAAGUAAAUUAAAAAUAUAUAAUGUGAAUUUAUUGAAUGUAAAAUAAAAUGUAUAUGUUUCUUGACUCACCACGAGCGGGAGACAGACGCUUUUAGUGAGAGUUGGUGAGAUACUAACACUGUAAAAUUGUAAAUAAAAAAACAUUGCAGUAGCCUAUGUUUUACAAGUAAAUUAUAUUUCUACUUCAGUUGUCUUUCUAUUUAAAAAUGUCAUACUUAAAUCAAUGUGCUACUUGCCAUUUCUUUCAAGUUAAUUGUAAAGUUUACUAGUAGCUUGUGAGCCACAAUUGUUUCUACACCAUUUUUUUUUCAGUGUGCAUGAAAUGCCAUAUCUUUGCAACAAUACAAACAAGUUGUUUGUGAUAUUAUUAGAUUAAUAAAGUCUUUAUCUUGCUCUCAGUUUAAACUUUUACGGAUUAAACUAUUAUAUACACACAGGCCUUUUCAAUUCCAAACUGCUGACAUGGCAUAGAGUGACAUUGACAUACUGUAGAAUGUUUAUUAAAAAAGCCCACAUACAAGGCUGAUUCAGUAGCCUACGUACUGAAUGACCGCAGUCUGUUGGGUAAAUUUAAUCA
Molecule: messenger RNA, 2129 nt
Organism: Onychostoma macrolepis
Lineage: Eukaryota; Metazoa; Chordata; Actinopteri; Cypriniformes; Cyprinidae
Exons: 10
Coding region: 128-1036 (302 amino acids)
Biological process (GO): cell-matrix adhesion
Source: RefSeq, a predicted model, not a curated record